UAUAAUUACCCUUUCCAUAAAACAAUGAUGAAGAACGAAGAAUCAGAUGAAGCAAAUAUCCUCGAGAUGGAAGAAGAAUUCUCAGAUGCUCCAUCUUCGAGGAGGAUUAGUUCCAGUAUUCAUAACUUUUCAGAGAUAAUUUCAGGAAGUAACUCAGUACAAUAUGGGGAUAGAUUUAGUCAAAAUUAUAAGCCUAAAAGGAGAAUAAUUACCAAUAUCGAGACCAAUAACAAUGAAGAGGCUUUCCAGGACCAGAACAGCCAAGGCAAGAAGAGCAAAGUUAGUCUGUACAAGCUGGAGAAGAAGGAAGAGAGUGAGCUGCAAGACUUACAGAUGGAAGAAAGCGAGGAUUGGUUCUUAGAAGGAAAUUUCCGUUAUGAAAGUCCAGAGAAGAACACAGAUUAUCAGGAAGGAGAGUCUUACGAAGCUCGACCUUCAUCCCAGCGGGAUGAAAGCGGAAGGCUUGAUAGAGUCACUGUUGGUAAUGAUCAUAUUCCUGAAGUCCACACAAGUGAGGAAGAGAAUUCCAUUAUGAACUCCCAAGCUAUCAGGGAGACCAACGAGGAGAUCAAAGAAGCUUUCCAACAUAUAGAAUACGAAUAUGUCGAUCAGUCUAUUCGGCAACGCAAAUGGAUCAAUCGUUCAAUCAUGGAAAAGAGAGACCAAGACAGGAUGGAAGACUACCGACGAAAACAAGCUCAUAAUUCUUUGAAAAGAGAGUUCAAGGAAAUGCAAGAGGUGAGAAGUCAUAAUAAGGUUCAUACGAAUAAGAAAUCAAGAGAAUUGGCUAAGAAGGCUCUUAAGAAGAAAAUCAAGGGUGUUAUUGACCAGUACUCUCAAAAUGGGUACAUGGCAUUUGAGCAUUACCUUCAUGUGCUUUACAUACUUCAAAUUACACAGAGUAUGGGGAAACUUGAUAUGGAUUCUCCAAAAACAUCAGUCUUGAAAAGAGUUAAAGAGGAAAAGGAGCAGAAUGAGUUGAACUUUGCAUUACAAUUAUGGAAUAAGAUCAACUGCUACCUCUUCAAUUAUGUGGACUGAAGAAUUCUCAUCGAUUUCUUAAUGAUUCUGUUAUCAAAUUCAAAAUCAAAAAUUGCUGUAGCUGAGAAUUACAUCAACGAAAUCUCUCAAGCUGAUGAUCUUCCAGCAGAAGAGAUUGCUAAGAAUAGAGAGCGCAACUCUGAUCUAGUUGUUGAUGAACUUUGGACAGUUGAGGAGCUCUUCAUGUUUUAUAAAUACAAGCUUAAUUGUGUAUCCAUCGUUACUAGGACUGGCUUCAGUGUUGAUCGAGGAAUGAAGAAGGACAAAAUUAUAUCUGAGCACUACAAAGAAUGAACAUUCAGGCCAAAAAUUACAAAGAAAGCACAUGAAGUUGCUGAAAAAUAAGCUGACGAUGCAGAAGUUAGAUCUUCAUUUAAAAGUGUUUGACGCUGAAUGCCACACUUUAGACUCACUCUUAGUGAGUGAUAAACAAAGUAUGAAGGAUAAUUCAACAGCUAAGAACAAGGUUAAGCGUAUUUCAAGGUACAGCAGAGGAAACCCAAAAAUUCGUACUGGAAAAAAUAUAUCAACCUCAAGUUCUCGCCAUGAAUUGCUGUAUAAAGAUGCUGAAGAGAUCAAUCACAGGCUCUCUUUGGAACGAAAUAAGAAGGAAGAGGAAGAAAUGAAGGCAUGCACAUUCCAUCCUAAAAUCUCAGAGUUCAGGAACUCGAGAGCCCACUUCCGCCCUCAUAGCAAUGAUGUUCAGAGGAAGUACUUGCUCUCGUCUCUGGAAAGAUUAAUUCCAAGUAAAGAUCAGCUAGAGUUGAAGAAUAAAGUGUCUGAAGCACACAAAAGAAAAAUUGAGCAAGAAGAACUAGAGAAGUGUACCUUCAAGCCUGAGUUUGUGCAAGGAAUUGUAGACUGGCAGAACAAAGUCCAAAACCUCCCAGGGAUUGACAACCAUGUUCGAAGGAUGAAGGAAUCUCAAGAUGAGGUCAAGAGAAAAUAAGACUUUCUUUGACGACCUCGGAGCUAAAUAUAAAGGUAAAUAAAACCAAAUUUGAGCCAUUCGAUUUGACAAAGAGUAAGGAAAAGGAUGUUUGUCUACCUAACUCUGGAGCCAAUGUCAGUCCUCCCCUGUUGUUCCAUAAGAAAGCCAAGUUCAGAGCAGGUAAACUUGGGUACCAAGAAGUCAGCUCAGGUAGUGAUUUGAGUAAGAGAGUGUCAACGCACUCUUCGUUAAGAAAUGAAACUAUGAAUGACAGCAAGGAGAACGAAAAAUUUGCCAAGUUAAGGAUACAUUAUAAGAACAAUAAAUAUGCUGAGAUCAAGGUCUUUGAGAACACUGAUCCAGAUCACUUGACAGAAAGCUUCUGUAAUAAAUACAGGCUCGGAAAUAAGAUGAGACAGCAAUUGAAAAGUAUAAUUAUUAGAAGGCUUGAAACAUUAAGGCCACAAAGUGUUCUCCCUUCUGAACAUAUUGAGGAGGAAAAAGAGUCAUAUAGUGAUAAUUCAAAACAUGACCAUCCCUCUGGGAAUCCCAACCGAGCCAAGGCUAUACGUGAGGUGUGUUUGGAAGAGAACACGCCUACCAACACCUCAGGCUACUUUAACGAAGCAGAUAAUGAUCAGACUUCCUCUGCUCUGCCGCUUCCAGAGCUUAACAUAUCAACCAAGGACUAGAGUUGGUCUGGUCCCUGUUC
Messenger RNA from Moneuplotes crassus, 2684 nucleotides. The record is from the annotation of a GenBank genome assembly. NCBI's taxonomy places the organism in Eukaryota, Ciliophora, Spirotrichea, Euplotida, Euplotidae.